Molecule: messenger RNA, 2662 nt
Organism: Sander lucioperca (pikeperch)
Lineage: Eukaryota; Metazoa; Chordata; Actinopteri; Perciformes; Percidae
Gene: sack1fb
Product: family with sequence similarity 83 member Fb
Exons: 5
Coding region: 355-1899 (514 amino acids)
Source: RefSeq, a predicted model, not a curated record
AGGCUGUAGGCUAGUUAAUCAAAAAUGUAAAAUGAGACAGAAAACUAGUAGUUAGUAAGCUAUUCAAUGUCAAAAAACGCUAUGGUAUUCUCACUCCCUGGCAGUAAUCGAAUCAAGGCAACAUUUUACACUUUGACAGUCUCUUUUGCGUGCCUUGAUUGCAGUUCUCUUUAUUCCACUUACACUUGAAGGCAACAUUUACCCGUGACGAGCCCCGCCUCUCUCCCUCACGACCAGGUAAAGAAGAAAACUUCCCCAGUCUUUACCUGUCCGGGCGUCAAACACUGAACUUUAACUUAGGUAUCAACAAACAGACCCCACAGAGUGAGAGAGUUCCUGAGCUUCAGGACAGCCAUGGCCGAAUCUCAGCUCAUGUGCAUGGAGGACGGCCACAUCGGAGCCAAGGUCCCGGAGUCCAAACCGGAGUUUUAUUACAGCGAGGAGCAGCGCGCGGCCAUCGAGGAGCUGCUCAAGAACGGCGACGGCGCCUUCAAAACGCGACUUAAAGAUGACAACAUGAAAGACUUUUUAUCGGCCAGAGAAGUCAAACUGUUGUUGAACACUUUCAAGCAGUACGACUUAAAUAAUGAAGACAGCAGCAGCAAAUCCCAGACGGACAGGUCAGAGCAGGGAGCCGCCGGUAGCAACGCAGAUUCAGGGGUCCAUUCCACCUACUGGCCCCAGAUGUCGGACACCGAGGUGCCGCCGCUGGAUAUCGGCUGGCCCAGCGGGGGCUUGUUCAAAGGGAUAACCCGAGUGGCCGUACACACACACCCGCCCAAAGAAAACGGACCUCACAUCAAGGAGGUGGUGCGGCGACUCAUCCAGGGGGCCAAUAAGGUGAUAGCGAUAGUGAUGGACAUGCUCACAGACGUCCAGAUCCUGCAGGACCUGAUGAAUGCGGCCUGUCUUCGCUCUGUGGCCGUUUACAUCUUGUUGGAUAACCAAGCUGUGCCACACUUCCUGGAUAUCUGCUCCAGGCUGCAGAUUGGCUCACAGCACCUUCGGAACAUCCGAACCAGAACACUACAGGGAAUUGGCUUCAGUUUGUCCUUCGGUAGACUUCCUGGUUCACUCUGUAAUAAGUACAUGCUGGUAGACGGAGACAAAGUCAUGUUUGGCUCAUACAGUUUCUCCUGGUGUACGUCUCGUAUGGACCGCAACAUGAUCACUGUGAUGACGGGGCAGGUGGUUGACUUCUUUGACCAGGACUUCCGUGAGCUUUACGCCAUCUCCGAGAAGCUGGACCUUUACAAGGAGUUCCAUGUGAGCCCGCCCGCGACUGCGACAAUACGCUCUAAAGUGGGCCCAAAACGGCCGUCGAUAACGGCGACCACUUCCCGCUUCCAGGUUAGCUUAGGGGAUUCCCGGAAUGCACACAUCCAGGUGCCUGCACACAAAUACCACAACCCCAAAUACUCCCUGGUGUUUGGGGACAUCCCACGUCCAACAGGGUCUCUGCAGGAGCCUGGACCCAAGAGAGGGUCCACUCUGGCUGAGGUUCCCGAGGAAAUGGACCCGGCAAGGCCACGAGUGGCUGGCAGUGAGAAGGUGGAGCGGCUGAGUUCGCUGCCCUCAGAAGCCCUGAGUGAAAGCUUCAAGAGGCCCAAUGGAGUCCCGCAGGACAAGAAGCCCACAUUGAAGCAGAGACUCACCAGGAAGAAACCAUCCAGUAAGCUUUCGGAUAACAACCUGGCGGGCAGCACAUGCCCUUCACCUACAGAAACCAAUAGGACGGAUGAGGACAACUUUGAAGUGACCGUGAAGACCCCAUCCAAAUGGAGGCGUAAGAAGCCAUCUAAACUGGUCCCGAGGACAGACUCUAAGCAAUCUGUCAACACUGGACAGGACAAUGAGAGUCGUAACAGUGGACAUCAAGGAAAAUGUAAAGUGUCCUGAGGUGAACCUGCCAGUCUCUGUCCAUUGAUAGGAUUACAUUCUUAAAAUGGAUUACAAAAUGACUUCCACUGACGUCACCUUUUGAUUGUGCAAUAUCGCAAGAACUGUAUCCAGUGCCUUACAGAAAGAAUGAACAGUUCUUAAGGUACUGGCAAAUACACGUGCCAAAUUUGAAAUGCUGAGUCAAUAAUCAAUAUGCUUGGGGAUAUCUGUUGCCCUGGUGGGGUGCAGAGAGGUUUAAUGAGGUAUUCGCUGGUGAUCGUUUGCAACUUGAUUCCUCAGGACUUUUGUGGCUAUGUGGAUAUACGGCUCUCUGGAGGACACUGAAUGUAAAGUUGUGCACGUUUUAGUACACUAAACGUGAAGUAAGUCGACUUUUUUUUUUUUUUUUCUGCAAACAGAUGUGUUUUUCAGGUAGAAGAUCAUUUGAAGGGAGCAUUUUUUGGAGGUUAUGUAUCAGAGAUGGGGAGUUUGAGACUCAGACUCAAGUCGCACUUACAGUAAGUGGCACACACAGUAACUUCAGACUUGACUUGAGACUCGUCCCUUAAAAGACUUCAGACUCGACUCGGACUCGAGAGGUGGGACUCGUGAACAAUCUUUAUUCUUAGGAAACGUCUGAUGAGCUGAAUGUUUAUACCUAUCGCUGUGUAAUCUAUAACCCACCUGCUUAAUGUAACACGUAACGUCGAGGGCGUAACUUUGGUUUGAGAAGUGCGGGGGACCUCUGCUGGAAUUUCUUUUAUUUAAAACCCAUUUCAAC